AUGAGCUGCUUCGAGGAGGAGGGCAGCUGGAACGUGUCCUUCAGCGGCUCGGGCUUCCUGGGCCUCUACCAUGUGGGCGCGACCCACUGCCUGCGGGAGCGCGCCCCGCACCUCCUCCAGGGCGCCCGCCGCGUCUACGGCUCCUCCUCGGGGGCGCUCAACGCCCUCUGCAUCAUCCUGGGCAAGCCGGUCGAAUUCUGCUGCUUCCACCUCCUGGGCCUGGUCAAGCAGGUGGAGCAGCUGAGCCUGGGCAUCUUCCACCCGGCCUUUGCGCCCAUUGAGCUAAUCAAGCAGCAGCUGCAAGACUUCCUGCCCCCUGACGUCCACAUCCUGGCCUCCCAGCGGCUGGGCAUCUCACUGACCCGCUUUCCUGAUGGCCACAACGUCAUUGUCACCGACUUUGCCACCCGUGAUGAGGUCAUCCAGGCCUUGGUCUGUACCCUGUACUUUCCUUUCUACUGUGGGACGAUCCCCCCUGAAUUCAGAGGGGAGCGCUACAUCGACGGGGCUCUGAGCAACAACUUGCCCCUCGCGGAGUGCCCCUUUACCAUCACCGUGUCGCCCUUCCCCGGGACGGUGGACAUCUGUCCCCAGAGCUCCUCGGCCAACUUUCUCGAGUUGAACGCCUUCAACGCCAGCUUCCAGGUCUCCGCCAUGAACGUAUCCCAGGCAGUCACCUGCCUCCUAUUCCCCAGCUCCGAGGUAGUGGCCCACUACUGCAGGCAAGGUUACCUGGAUGCCCUGAGGUUCCUGGAGAGACGCGGACUGACCAAGGAGCCAGUGCUGUGGACAUUGGUGUCCAAGGAGCCCCCAGCCCCGGUUGAUGGGACCCAGGAUACUGGUCAUGACAGAGGCCAGAAGGCGGGCCUGUCGUACAACUGGGCAGUGCCCUCCGUGCUGGUGAAGGAUGUGCCCAAAUUUGAGCAGCUCUCACCGGAGCUGGAGGCUGCACUGAAGAAAGAGUGUAUGAGGGACCCCAGGCCCUGGGCCCGCUUCUGCCGGUCGAAGCCUGGGAAAGUGCUGACGUACCUGCUGCUGCCCUACAUGCUGCCCUUCGAGUACGUCUACUACCGGAGCCGAAGGCUGGUAGCGUGGCUGCCGGAUGUGCCGGCGGACUUGUGGUGGAUGCAGGGCAUGCUGAGGAGCUUGGCCCUUGGGGUGUAUUCCAGGACAAAGGACCAGCUCCUUGGACGCAGCCCACCGGUCAGCAGCCCCCUCCAGCCUGAGGCAGCUCCUCCCGCCGACCUGGCCAAGAAGCCCACCCUGCCCAUGAGGCCUGAGGGGCACCAAGCUGGGCCAGCCCAGUGA
Messenger RNA from Molossus molossus (Pallas's mastiff bat), 1308 nucleotides. Its product is annotated as patatin-like phospholipase domain-containing protein 5. Gene Ontology annotation, cellular component: cytoplasm; membrane; lipid droplet. Lineage: Eukaryota; Metazoa; Chordata; Mammalia; Chiroptera; Molossidae. Gene Ontology annotation, molecular function: triacylglycerol lipase activity. The transcript has 9 exons. The record is from RefSeq and is a predicted model, not a curated record. Bases 1 to 1308 code for a protein of 435 amino acids. Gene Ontology annotation, biological process: lipid homeostasis; triglyceride catabolic process.